CUUUUCCCACCCGUAAACAGGAAAAUCUUCUUCUCGUUCUCUUGGGGAGAACAGAAGAUAGUUAUCUCUCUCUUUGAACCCCAACCACCCUCGGAGUGGGUGGUUAAACACCCUUGUCACACUUCUGAUUGUCGCACAGCGACAGCGUCGCUGAAAUGGUAGGCUGUUGUGUUGUGGGCUGCGGGAGAAACUCCUCAAAGCCGACCGUCGACACUCGCUACAGAAACUACGAAAGGAACGUCACCUUCCAUCAGUUCCCUGCAGACACGCAGAUAAGGAACAAAUGGAUCUCUGCUGUCAUUAUCGGAGGCCGCGUGGAGGAGUGGCAGCCAGGCACCAACACCAAGAUUUGCAGCCUGCAUUUCAACUUGAAGGACAUCAAGUUCAACGAAAGGGGCACGCAAAUUUUGAAGGGUGCCGUGCCUGACAUUCCCCUGGCCACCAAGAAAAAACCUCCCCGCAGGAAUAAGGCUGCAAUGGUCAAGGCGUACAAGAACCUUGUUGAUGAUAUUUGCUCGGAAGAGAUUGGCGCCGUCGAGGAGGUCUUAACAAGCGAACUCUCAAAGGGUGUAGAGCUCACUGUCUUUAAUGAUGUGGCCCAGAUUGACUUUGACCAAGGUCUGUUGGACUUAACCAACGUCGUUUUCGAUCCCGACACGCCUGGAACUUCAAGCGAGUACAGCUUCCCUCCUUCUCCAGAACAAAUGGAGGUUGAGGUGGAGCAGCAGAACGCCAAGACUAAGAAGGUCGUCAAAUCAGCCAAUGUGCACACUUUUGAGGCUCCGGCAAACAGUACUGAGAAUACUGCUGACAACGACCUUUGUUUCUCCCUCUACGGAGAGAUCUUGGGAAAAAUGAAGAAACUCAACAUCGCUGUUUCCAAACAUCACCCCGAUAAAUCCAUGGAAAUGCAGAAGAUGCUGGACAGUUUCACUAAGCUGUUUGUUGACAAAGGAAACAUGCCUGACUCGGCCUCAACACUGAUGCAUGAAAAUGAUCCAUUCAUGCCCUCUAACACAGAGGGAGAGAAAUUCGACACUCUAUUUGAGGAGGACUUUUUCGCCACAGUCCUGGAGAACCCCGAAAUGUUUCUAUCAUAGAAAAUCUAUGAUCAUUUAAACAUUUCAUAGCAUUAUGCUAUAUUUCAUAUUAUUUUGUAAUUUCAAUUUACUUAAAAAAAUUACAUUCUAGUUCAUAGUUGUUUCUACAAAUGUGAUCAGUUUUUUCGGUUUGGCAUUGUUUUUAAAAUGACUUUAUUAAAUCAUUUUACUGUCACUGUGUCUUGUGACUAAAAUAUUUUAGGCCAUGCAUGAAGGAAAGAACAAAAAAUAUUUCUAUGUUUGAAGUUAUGCGCUGUGUGCUGUGGUAAUUAUGUGGACAUUUAAUGUCCUUAAAUCUGACCACAUUUGUGGAACGCAUUAAAACUUCUGUAGUCUGUUUCUAAUGGAGGAAUAUUUUCAUAUCUUUAUCAAAUAAAGUUAGGUAUUACCAAUAUAAA
Molecule: messenger RNA, 1498 nt
Organism: Cloeon dipterum
Lineage: Eukaryota; Metazoa; Arthropoda; Insecta; Ephemeroptera; Baetidae
Exons: 6
Coding region: 156-1100 (314 amino acids)
Molecular function (GO): sequence-specific DNA binding
Source: RefSeq, a predicted model, not a curated record